Messenger RNA from Guyanagaster necrorhizus, 1052 nucleotides. RefSeq lists its product as uncharacterized. The transcript is spliced from 5 exons. Lineage: Eukaryota; Fungi; Basidiomycota; Agaricomycetes; Agaricales; Physalacriaceae. Bases 115 to 873 code for a protein of 252 amino acids. The record is from RefSeq and is a predicted model, not a curated record.
CGGAGUCGCGUAUCGUCUUGUCGCGUUGAAUCACCAACUUGAGGGUAGUCCUUUCACUUGCAUGGUCAAGAUCCGUCUCUUUUUUCACCAAGUUCUCUUUUCUGCCGUAUCGCAAUGGUCAACGCUCAAUGUCCGAUCUGCACUGAUUCCUAUCCCUUGGAAUCCUUUCUCUUCCUCGCGUGUGGUCAUGGAUGCUGUGACGGUUGUACAAAGAAUUACAAGGGCAAAGUCUGUUCAAUAUGCAGAAAACCCAAGGGCCUCGUCGAUCCUCAUCAAAUAUAUUUCACGGUCGUGGACGAUAGCUUCGAAGGAAAAGUGUCAUACAGUGCUGGAAAGCUCGAGAGCUUGGGCUCUCUUUCAGCGUCGAGCCAUGUUGCUUCCACAGCAAGUAAUUUGAGGGAGAUGAUACGCGACACACCUCUGGACGACAGUUUGAUAUCCCGCCUGCUUCAAGCCGCAGAUAACCUUGAGGAACGGUUACCAAUAUACGACCAACUCGAGGCUGAACGACAUAGCAACGCCACUUUGAAGACUCGUGUCGACGAAUUAGAACAGGACCUCCUGAUUUCACGGGAAUACUGCUUGAGCGUCGAUCGCGAACACAAAGAAAUCUUGCACAACUAUGCAGUUUCCCUUCAAGAAUCGAAAAGACUUAUCGAACACGAACAUACUCAAAAAGAGCUCGUUUACCAGAAAGCCAAGCAGCAAAAGAAAGAGAUGGAAAUGGAAAUCGCGAGGCUAACUUCAUUGUGUCUCGAGCAAGAGAAGCAGAUAAAACUGGAGAAGAAGAAGUCGAGGGCACUGGCUCGGCAGCAUACUCGCAAACGCGUAGAAGAAGACAACGACGAUUCUUUGGUUGUGACUAUGAAUUAGCGUCGCAAGGACGGUCGCCAUAACCUUUAUUUGUAUUCCCCUUGUUCCCAUGAUACCAAGUACAUAACGAUUUUCGCCGCUAUGUAAUAUAAAGAAGCGUACAAGGGGGGGAGGACAACAAUUAUUACAUACCGUAAUGUAUUACCAGAAAGCACAUUAAACUAAAACAACCCACAAGA